AUAUGAGUGGAAACAGGGAUAUGUGAGAACUCUGGAUGGAUAAUGUUAAGAUUUGUGGAAUAUAUAUUUAUUUUGUAAGGGUUGUGAACAUGUGAAACUAAAGAGUAUGGUUGAGAGCAGUGAAAAAAUAGUUUAGUAUCCCUGUAAGAGAAGACAAAGAGGAAGAAGAUAGCGUGUGUCAGUUUUACGUGUUGGGAAGAUCUGAGUUGUAAGGUGAGAAAAGGUUGCAGGUUGACUGUGUCCUAUUCUGUAAACUGCUGUACUUUGAAGUUUCCACCUCUCACCAUUUCUUUCUGCACUGUACACUAGGGCAGGAACUCAGCUGAACCUUUCAAGCAGAGUCAUGUUCAAGAAACACUUUUUCAGGUCCCAGGAAGGUUAAAGAAAGUACUCAUGCAUGAGGUUUGGACUAAGCAACAAAUUUGAAGCAGAAUUUCCUUCAUCUUUAACUGGAAAGGUUGCACCCGAAGAAUUUAAAGCCAGCAUCAGUAGAGUUAACAGUUGUCUUAAGAAGAACCUUCCAGUUAAUGUACGAUGGCUACUAUGUGGAUGCCUUUGCUGCUGCUGCACUUUAGGUUGUAGUAUGUGGCCAGUUAUCUGCCUCAGUAAAAGAACACGAAGAUCGAUUGAGAAGUUAUUAGAAUGGGAAAACAAUAGGUUAUACCACAAGCUGUGCUUGCAUUGGAGACUAAGCAAAAGGAAAUGUGAAACGAAUAACAUGAUGGAAUAUGUCAUCCUUAUAGAAUUUUUACCAAAGACACCGAUUUUUCGACCAGAUUAGCAUUUGAUUUAUUUAUAGAGACUUAUUCAAGUAUGUUGUCUUUCCAAUGGUGCCUUGCUUGGUGCUCUCCUGGUGGUGAUAUAGCAUUGGUUCUACAGAAUCUUGUGGUGUUUUCAUUCUUUUUUUUUGUUUUGUUUUGUUCUUUGUUUUGGAUUUUUUAAAAUAAGAGCAUGUUCUAAGUGCAUUUGGUCAAACUCUGCAAAGUAAUUUCACGCAAAUGUUACCUACUACUUAAGUUAUUGUUACUUUUACUACUUCUGUUUAUUAGUGUAUCUUGAUUUUCAAAGAGUCUUUUAUAUGUGUGCGCGUGUGUGUACAUAUAUUACUAUAAAUACACAGCUGAAAAUGGUAAUAAGUGAGCAGGUAUUUUUUUAUUCCGAAAUUACGCAACUGAUUGACUGUACAUUGUGUAAGUCCUUUUAGUCAUUCAUUUACAUGCUGAAGUACCUUCUAAGAUCUUCUUAAACUUUCAUCAGUGAUUAGUCAGUUGUAAAUAUUUUUAUUUCUUUUUGGGAUACUGGCUAGCCUCUUACAACAACAGAAGGAGAUAAAGUUCUUUUUGAAACUAUGCUUUUUGGAGCCCAGAUGUCAUUGCGUUAGCAGAAAUCUUUGGGCUCUUCAUGAAGAAGUCCUGUCAGCUGGUUCUGAAAAUGUUCUAAUUUAAAGGUUGAAAAAAUAAAGGCAACAAACCAGAAUUAUUUUACUCACACUAGAAGAAUCACUGAGAGAAUUGCAUGUAUCGGGGUAAUAGAACUCAAGAUCACAAAAAUACUAGUAUUGCAGUUUAUAAUGUAGCUGUUUUAAUUCAGGCUAAUGCCACGUAUCACCUUUAUUCCUAGUGUUUACGAGAUCCUGUACACAGGGGUGCGGAAGGACUUGUUUUACUAAAACUUAAUGUCCAAGAGGACCUUUCAGGGUGGGUUUUUUUGUUAAUUUAAAGCCACAUAAGCAGAAAAAAGUUAUUGAACAGUACAGUUCCAGAUGCAAAUGCAGAUAUCUUGUAUUAAAAAUAAUCAAAGCAGGGUACACUGGGCAACAGUGUAAGUUUAAAUGUGUUAUUUAUUGCACCCUUGCUUCUGCUCAUUUUGGUUUACAAAGUUUAUUUUCUGCACAAGUAUAAGACUUUUUUUUACUGGAUAUGAUGUAUGCUUGGGUCAGGCCAGUUGGUUUUUGUUUCUUCUACUUAUAUCUUAGUUGUACAUAUCUUCACACAUAGGUGUUUUUUUAAUUGCAAUCAAUCAUUUUUAAAUUUGCUUUAGGUAUCUAAAAUUACUGUACAUGAGCAUUAAGUUAAGAAUAUGUUCUUUGUACAGUUGUGGUAGCAAGCAAUAAUGUGAAUAUAUGAAAAAACAGAUAUACUCUGCUUAAUAUUUGUAUGAAAGAAAAAUUGAUACCACUACAAGCAAGAAUAAUCUUAUCUUUUUAAUAUUUUAGAUACAAGUUUUAUUUCAAGGUAAUAUAUUACAGGUACCUUGAUGCUGUGAACUAUUUUUCUAUGUCUUCAAAAUAUUUAUGCUCUGUAAAAUAUUCUCUAGUGAGUACUAUAUUCCUAAAUUGUUCAUAGUGGGAGUGGUCUAGAAAGUUUUAAGUUUUCUUAAAUCUAAGCCUUCUGUAUCUGUUCCUAAAACUCAUCCUUUGCUCAUCUGUCUGUGGACUCCUGAUGUUUACUUUGAAAAUAGCUCAGCUAUGCUUUUCAUACAGUACUAGUUUUGUGCUGCCUCAGUCUUCUGAGUCCCAAGGUGGUUUCUCUCCAAAGUAAUUGCUUAUUUCUUUAAAAUCAGUUUCAGCCUCUUUAGUACAGAUCUCUGUCUGCAGCGCUCCUCCUCUCACCCAUACGUAUUAGUUACAGUCUCAGACCAGUUUCAGCCUGCAAGGGAGGCCAGAAGUCUAACAUUGAUGCCAGCUGAGUUUGUAGAGGUUGCAGGUGCAGGAGAGAGGUUGGGAUUGAACAAGAAAUGAUAACUGGUGAUAAAUACUGAUGACCAGGAAUAUAUGCUGAUUUUCUCAAGUGUCAGUUUUCAAUAAAAUGAACAUUGAAUCAUGCAAGCCCUAGAUUUUAUUAUCAAAGUUCUCAGUUGACUAUAUAGAUAGGUUUAUGUCAUGGAUGCACUGGUAGUUCAUUAGUGCAAAGGGAUGGGUUGGUUAUGGCUUGUGAUAUGUUCAUAGCAGCACCUCAUUCGGUGUGAGCUGUUUGCCUUAGUUUACUAUCCAGACUUUACAUACUACGUUCUGUGACACCACAACUACCUUGCCAGCAGCACCCAAGCCUACCUACAGAAAAGCCAAUCUGAGCGCUAUGUGUGCUGAAACCAGAGCAGUGAAUAGUGUAUCUUUUUAGUAAAGCUUCCACAUAAGGGGUAGUACUGGUUAAAAUCUUGUCUACUUUUAGGUGCAUCUGCAGUAAUCUGCUUGGUUAGCAGGCAUUUCUGUAUUUCAGCUAUGACUUUCUUUCUAAGAAUUCUAGUUUACGGUCCAGACUAGAUCUCUGAGCAAAUAAAAAGUGAAAUCUCUUGGUAAGGAGGCCAAACUAAUUGCCUCUUAAAGCAUUUCUGAUAUUUUAUUAAAACAGUGUCUCUGACUUAAAAUACAACCAGGAAGCUUGAGAAACUGCACAUCUAUAUUAUGAGUUUUGCUCAAAAGUGUUACUCUCCUGAUGUAGUACACUAAACUGGUAAGUAUGUUAUAAAACAUUUUCAUACAAUCCCUUUCAAUUCAUUAAUUACAGUGAUAGAAAUGGAACAUUACAAGAACUUCAAUCAGCUUUUUGACACCUGCAGCAGUCAUCAGGAUUUUCCUUUGUUGUUUUUAAAAUAUUAAAUCUAUUUAUUUUGUGUGCUAGUGAGAAGACAUAUAUUACCUUUUUUUUUUUUGUACAAUUGGUGAAGAAUGAAGUUGCAACAGUUUGAGCAGGCUGGAAGCUAUAGUAGAACUUCCAGGAUAUAGCCUACUCUUCACUGAAAUAUUAUUACUAAUAAUAGUACAAUAAAUUGUUCUAACUUGCUCAGUUUGCAAUUCCUACAAAUAAUCUUAUCUAUUUAACAGAUGAUGCUGAUUAUCUGUGUUUCACCUUUAGCCUAAAAUCUAAUGGUAAUGACAUCAAGGACUUCCUGUGAAAGCUAAUCACUGUUUUUAGAUAUAGUAGCCUUUAACUGUCCAAUGAUGAUUUCUUCCUUAAUAAAAAGAUUUUUUUUUUAAUUUUAAAGCUAAGUAGAAAUAAGUCCUGAGGAAGAAAGGCUUUCUGUCUGACCGUACAUGAAGAAUUCUGUAGAACUCAUCUGUUGUUAGAUAGCUACGAUUUGAAGUUUAUACUGGGAUUGGUAAACUUUACCAUAAAUUAAAAUGUUUAUGGAGAUAGUCUACAUGAAAUCAGUAAAUUUUUUAUAAUAGCUCAAUAAGUUAUUUUAAUAAACUAUGUAUGCAAACCUAAAAUUUGCCACAAUACUCAAACCCAAAUAGACUGUAAAAACUUUUUAUGGUAUUUAGAUGUAAAUUAUAAUCUCUAAAUCGAUUUGUUAAAUGUUACCUUUUUGUAAAUCUCAAGACCAUGGUGUUGUAAUACCCUGAGAUAUACUUACUUAAAAGUCAGUUUUCAUUUUUUUCUAAAAGUCAUUAUUUAGCCCUGAAGAUAGUAAGGGAAGAACUUUAAAGUGCAAUUUCUAACUGCUCAGAAGCUAGAAGGCAAAGAAAAAGAACGUGUCUUUAUUCCUUUCCCUCCAACCCCCACCCCCAAAGUCUUAAUUUUAAAUCAGUCCCCUUGUUUUGGGAGCCCCAGUUUAUGGUUUUUGAGCAGCUGGCAAUAAUGCAAAUUGUCCACCAAAAAAUCCCAUUUGAAUUCUGAACAAUUUAAAGAGAUCACUUUAAUUGAAGAGGCAGAAGACUUGUUAAGCAAAGAAAAUCCCUCAUUCUUUUAAGUUCUCACAGCACUGCUGUUGAGUAAUUAAAAGAAGGAUCAUGAUGACCCUACCAAAAUCCAGAUGAUUUUAUGUAAAGGAAAUGCUCAAUUAAAGAGGUCUCAGAGCCCUAAAUGUAUUGGAUUCAUAGUAGUGACUUACUGUGGGCAAGUGGCUCUGGCUAGUUUUGUAUCCGUGACUAAAAUAAUUUAUGUUGCACUUCAGCAACCUUGCUUAUGAAAAGAAAGCAAUUUCAAAAUAAGAUCUGUAUUCAUCACUAUUAUUUGCUGUAGUUUCUGUGCUGCUUCUCCCUAAAGCCACAUUGUAUUUCCAAUCACAAACAGCUAAGUGUAUGAUCGUUAUAAUGCCUUUAAUAGCCAUAUUGUAGGUAGAAAUAUUAACUUCUCAGGGACUAAUAGGAAAUACGAAAGUUGAGUUAAUGAGCUGAAUGCCUAUCUGCAUGAAGGCUUACUUUGCAAAUGGCACCGUAGAAAACUUCUGAUUGUAAUAUGCAUGACCAUUAUGAAUGUUAUCCAUAUACAGAUAUGAGAACUCCCUUUACCCCAUACCAUUAGGCUGCUGAAUGUCAAAGUAUGUUGGAUGAGGUUAAAUUGUUGGGUUUUUUUUCUGAUUUGGAGAGAGCAAUUAUUUCUAAUGUUGCUACCUUCUUAAUUCCUGUGUUUAUUCUUUGUAAAGUUCUCUGUUGGCUGGGUGAAUCAGAGGAUACUGGUCUAAUGGGAAAACAGUAUAGUUCUUAUUAAUGAAGUGGAAAAAUUUCAAGGGGAGUGAUAUUCUAGAAGAAAAAAAAACUUCAUUUGGGUUGUUUUAUUGGUAACAGUAGUUUGCAGUUAAUUUUUGAACAUCUUUUUGCAUGCUGAUGUUUCUGUCAGCAUGUGCUGAAUUAGAGACUAUUUUUUGAAAUUAAAAAAAAAAAUCAUUGCAUGAAAAUACAUAUGUUGACAUUUGUUGUGCUGGUGUGUUUCUCUACCACAUGGCACCUGGGUAGUACAUCUUUUAUAAACCUUGUUAUUUUUUACAUAGAAAAUGUCCUUUCAAAAAAUGCUUCUGCCUUGUUUAGCUCAUUAAUAUUUCAUUGAUGUUUAUUUUCUUGAAAAAAGCUUCAUAAAUGCUUGACCAUUCAGAAGAUCAUUAGGAAAGAUUUAAGUGAGGCGAAAUAUGAAACAGGAAUUAGGAGAAGCAACAUAAUAAUGAAUGAUGAAGGAAUAAUGAAAGUUAAGUAAAAGCUAGCCAUUCAUUUUGGUAAUUAUGUAGACUGUCUUAAUUUGUAUUCAUUUUUUUAUUUUAACAAGAAUGUUAUUAAUUUAUUUUGGUUAUACCCUAGUUCAUAGGCAAUUCUGCUGUUAUGCAGAUUUUGAGGUAAGCUUCCUUCUAAACUCAGCAUCUCUUAGUUUAAAAUAUCCAGACCUAAACAGAAUUGCUGACGGGAGCUGUACAGCCAGUACAGAACAGUCUUUUCCUAAGCUGGAGCCUGUAAUGCAUGGCUAAUUGUUUCCAAAGAAAAUUCUUGACUUGUCCAGAGAGCUCCUGUCAUGUGACAGUAUAUCUGAGGCCCAGAAGUAGGAUCCAGUUAGGAUAAUUUAAGUUCAGGUAAGAGAGACUUUUGUAGUUAGUUGUAGCUUUUAUGGGGAAGGCAGCCACUGACAAAUGCUCACUUUUGGAGGGGAGAUAGUAAAUUUUAUAAUGUUUAUUGAAAGAUGCUUACCCCCUGCCCCAUUUAUAACCUCAUAAUUGAGAGUUGCUUUGCCUUAUGUUGAAAGCUAGACUUGGUAGUUAGCUGAAUACUUUUUUCUGUUAGUGUUUUAGCUUUGUGAAUCCAUUUUUUAAAUUAUGUUUAGAAAUUUUUCAAAAAGUCAGAUAUCCUGAUGCAAUAUAACAGAUUUUUAGUGGCUCUGUGUUUAAACUGAUUUCAUUGUACCAAUAUAAAGAUCUCACUCAUGCACUCAGAAUAGCUCAGAAAGCCUGUUGCAAGCACAGAAGGAAUCAAACUUGUUAGGAUAUGCAGUGUACCUCCUUGUUAAUAUUGUCAGUGAUCAGUUUGGCUCAGUGAGGUAACAAGGAAUGCAGAGCAGUUCUGCAUUUGAAAAAGUGUUAACUUGGAUUCUUGUUUUCUUAGAAGACUGAGUAUGGCAAUCAGAAUACAAAACUAAUUUCAAACAUAAAUUUUGAAGAAAACAGUAAGCUACAAAACAGUGCCUAAAUGUUGUGUGCUAAAUUAAUCUUGUCUAGUUCAUGUUGCUUUAAAAGAAUUUACGGAGAAUUGCAUCGGAUUGCAUGUGCUUAGGAAAAACCUGUUAACGUACAAAGCAGUAGUGGUAAAUGAUUCACUGAAAGGUUGGUAUCUUUCAAGAACUUAAAAAGCAGUAUGUUAAAAAUUCAGGCAGAAAAUACGUAAGCAAUAAUUUAACCUAGAACUGGAUAUUAAGCUGCUAUUUGUAGAGGGUCUUGAUGGUAAUUUUACCUGCUGGGCAUCUCCUCUCAUAGAGUUUAGAAAGAUAGGGUUGCUGCGACUUCCACUAUUGUAACAUUCCUCUUCAAAUAUUUUAAGUCUGUUUGAGAGACUGAAAGCUUAGAGGCCAGUACUGUGUUCACAGGGUGCACGGCUUUGGGAGGAGAAGAUAGGAAGAAAAGGACUUUUCUAACGGCUGCACAAUUGUAUAUAUGCAUAUUUAAGAGUAUUUAACCGUCUGCUAAAUUACUGAAGUUAAUCUAUUGUUGAAUUAUGGAAUAUUAUUUAAUACAUCAGCAUUGUUUUUUCCUGACCUGACCCAGAAUUGGAAUGGACUCCAAUAUAAUUUUUUUAAAGCAUUUCUUAAGUUGUAUGUAUUAUAAACUAAUAAAAUAAUUGUUAACCU
This is a messenger RNA of Athene cunicularia (burrowing owl), 7544 nucleotides long. RefSeq names its product cysteine rich hydrophobic domain 2 (gene CHIC2). The record is from RefSeq and is a predicted model, not a curated record. NCBI's taxonomy places the organism in Eukaryota, Metazoa, Chordata, Aves, Strigiformes, Strigidae. The coding region runs from base 398 to 781 and encodes 127 amino acids. The transcript has 6 exons.